Molecule: messenger RNA, 4689 nt
Organism: Folsomia candida
Lineage: Eukaryota; Metazoa; Arthropoda; Collembola; Entomobryomorpha; Isotomidae
Product: putative ATP-dependent RNA helicase BoYb
Exons: 15
Coding region: 653-4447 (1264 amino acids)
Biological process (GO): germ-line stem cell division; transposable element silencing
Molecular function (GO): nucleic acid binding; ATP binding
Source: RefSeq, a predicted model, not a curated record
GGCAUUAUAUCCCGAUCGAUUACCUGAUGCGAGAGCUUCACGAAAUGAGACGCUUUCUCCUUGUCCAUGUUUAUUAGGGUAACAUCGAUGUUCAUCAUGGUUUUAAAAUACUGACCGUAUUUCCCGGAGUUCAGGCUAACUGUGUAGCAGUAAUCUUGCCGCUGGAGUUAACCGCACCUUUAUUAUGGCCGUUGGGUGGAUCUUUAAUAUAUGCACACAUUUUCUGGAAAGAAUUGACAGGGGUUCCAAACUUGCUGAAAUUUUGUUGACGGUGAAGUAAAUUUAAUUACCGAAGAUGAAGAUGAUGAUUGAAUAGUGAAAGUUUCUCAUCUUAUCAUGCAUAAAUUAAAUUUACUUACGUUUGUGAGAUUUCCAUUAUGUAGUGCUGGAGGCAAAAUGAGAUUUGGGGAAAGCGUGAGAACAAGUAAAGCAAGCAUUCAAACGUGGCUGCUUCAUUUAGAAUUGGUUAGAAUUAGAAGUCACAUGCGAGUCGCUGCUUGCUACAGUAAAUUAAUUUUGUAAUGUCUUAAAAAAUUGGUUCUUGUCUGGCUUAUGUAAAUUAACCCGUUUCCGCUUUAUACUAAGAGCGAAGGGUGAACGUGAAGACCCUUAAAUAACUAAAAGUUUACCAAUUAAAUUGUAUCACCAAGUAAUGGCUGCGUCAUCAUCGCGAUACGUUCCUACAGGGCUGGAAAAUUUUAAUUACUUGGACUUAAUCGACACUUCGGACGAGGAUAGGGAUAAGGGUAGAAAAGGUCCUUCUGAGCCCUGGGGUUCGAGUAAGAACGUCCUUGUCAGUCGACAUGUCGCCAACUUCCCUGAGGAGGACUAUGCUGUGCUGAACAACAAAUAUUUUCGGCGUGCGUACAUCAGCGGCCUUAUGAAGUCGUCCCCUUUGUCAUCGAUUAAUCAUUUCGAACACGUGGACCUAAUGCGUGACGGGAUAAAGAAUUUCAGCAUAAUAGAGUUAAAUUCUCUUCAGAAAGGAGUCCUUCCACAUUUGUGUCGUGGAGAUGAUUGCUUCAUUAUUGGAGGAAUCCGAACUGGAAAAACGUUAUCCUACCUGAUACCUGUGAUUGGUCGUUUAGUCACUGGAUACAAUGAGGCAGAAAUUCGUCAGGCUCGAAGAUGCAGCCCACUACUGAUAAUCGUCUGCAGUGACCAUGUGGCUUGCCUUAAAAUGAAAGGGACUUUGCACGGAUUAUUGUGUGCCAUCAACCAGCGCCACUUGUCAUAUGAUGUCAUUUCUGAUAUGAAGGACCUAUCAAAAUUUAAACCAGACCUAAGUAUAGUUGUCUCAACGUGUUCCCUAAUGUGCAAUCUGGUGCAGAAAUCUUCAACUUUUAUUGGAUUUGACAAAUUAAGGUACUUGGUAUAUGAAGACCUUGAUGUUCUGAUGGAGUAUUUCCGAGAGGAGUUUGAUACCCUCCGAGAAACCAUAUUCCAAAUAGCACGUUCCAACGUUUAUUUUUAUCAACGGAUUUUCACCGGACGGAAGUGGAAUCAGCAAGUUGAACAAUUGUACAUGUCCACGCAGCGGCUUUGUGGUCCUGCAGUAGGUGACCGUUGGGCACCUACCCUCUUCAUCAAUUCCCACAACCAGCUAAUCAAAUAUGGGGAAGUCAAGUGGUAUUUCCAUCAUACGAAUCCCGGCAAAGAGAGAAUCGAAAAGCUAUUGGAACUAUUGAGAAGCGUAGAGCUGGUUAAACACAAGACGAUCUUUAUUGUCAGCAGUACUGCUGAUUUUGCCAGUUGGAUACAUUCACACCUUGCGGAGAAUGGAAUUUAUGCCCUUCUAGCAGACACUGAUUCAAUGAGGGUAGAUCUUUUAAAUGACUUGUUACGCGAAUGGACAAGUGGUCCAGCCACUGAUCGCCAAAUUAUGGUGCUCAACGAUUCUGCUUUGUCGCGUCUAAAUAUUCGGAACGUCACAUGCCUUAUUCACUACAAUUUACCAAAAAAUCCCAUCUCCAGGAUUUCCUCAGAAGGUGCCGAAAGAUUUACUUGCAUGUGGAAUAAUUAUCGGGACAUUGCAAUGGAAAAGGCCUGUCCACAGACAAAAUACUUGAGAAAGGAUUUGGAAGCUCACUUUUUGCUCACUGGAGAAGAAAAGUAUUUAUACAGGCUUCACAAGUUUGGAAGAGAUUUACUUCAACAAAUUCCUGGAACGCUUACCACGAUUGCUUGUCGAAUGGAACAGCAGGCAGUCGCAGAACUUCCACUUUGUCAGAGAGUUAAACUUUUUGGAAAUUGUUUAGACAAUGACUGCAAAGAUAGGCAUAUAUUUUUGCUCAAAGAUUUGGAACAGAAGCCCAUAGUGCCCAGGAGUGGAGAGAUCGAAGUAAGGAUUUCAGAAUGCAUAAAUCCAUCCCAUUAUUCUGCCCAAGUUUUGCGCUGCUUUGAGCACCGUAAUGGAAAACGAAUUUUAAAGUGUUCGUGGAUCAACGAUUUUAAAAUCAUGUCGGAAAAAUUGCAAGCAUAUUUUCAGAAUGAUGAUACAAAAAUUCCACCAGAAACUUAUGAGCCUGGAACACUGUGCGUCAUUGAGAAUUAUGACGGAAUUUUUCGAGCAAAAAUUCUUCAAAUCUUGACUCGCACUGAACUCCAGUAUCCAAAAAGUUUGCGGGUUCUGUGUAUCGACUCUGGAUUCUUUGGGAUACUACAUCCAGAGAAGGUGUACCUGAUGCCACAGGAAUUUAGAAACAUACCACAGCUUUCUGUGGAACUGGUACUUGCUAAUCUCCAAUCUCCCGAAUCAGGUGUCAGUUACAGUGGAGCUGAGAUUUCAAGAGCUGUAGACGCAACUGUAGAUCGAAUUCUUCUUGGCAGGGUUUUGUUUUCAAUGGUUGAUACUGUCUGGGUGAAUCCUUUGGUUGAUGUGCAAAAAGAUUACGCAGAUGUCCAAACUCAAUCCAGUGUCCGAUUGGACUUGAUUCGAAUUAGAUGCGCAAAAGAGAACGACACACAUAUGAUCAAACUGUUCAAACUUGGUCGUGACACAGGAUUUACUUGCCCAGAGUUGGAAGAUUUGGAGAACAGUCCAAUUAAAGAUGUUGUGUACAUGUCUCAAUUCUUUGGUUAUGGUGAGAAAUUCGAGUGGGCGUUCGUUCCUACGAGUACCCCAGAAAACCCCAAGAGUUUUGCCAUGUGGUCGACAUUUACAAGAAAUCCAUACUGCAUAUUUGCAACACAAACAAAAUUUGAAAAGCUACUGGAUGCUGUGAAUACAGAAUUGGACGCUUGUAUUAAGGGACACAUUUCUGGCCGAUGCUCUCAAUACAACAAGCAAUUCAAAACCUGGUACCAAAGCGGUUUAAUGGUUGCCGUUAAAGAUCGAAUUACAGAGCGGUGGAUUCGAGGUUUGAUAACGCAUGUCGACCAAGCGAAACAGCUUUACAAUAUUUUUCUUGUCGAUGUUGGAGAUGUUCAACUACAUUCGACUACUUGGGAGUUAUUUCCAAUGCCACGUACACUCGUUGAUAGACUUCCAUGUCAAGCAGUGGCAUUUAAACUUGAUCAUGUGUGUCCUGCAAAUGGUUCACGCGAAUGGGGGGCAGACGUAACAGCAGAGCUCAUGAACUUUACACUUACGGAAGAAGAUGACGGGGUAUUGAUGGAUGUUGUGGCCUCAAACGACCUUGACGACUCCUCCAUUCCGUGUCGCUAUUACAGUGCAAUCAUGUUCAUUGCUUCAGGACAAGAUAUAGGCGAAGAAUUAGUGAAGAUGAACCACGCCGUUUUCUCUGAGAAUGGUGAGGAAAUCGUGACUGCUACACGAAACAGCAUGUUGCGACAGAUUGAUCUUGCUGACAAGAAACUAGAAAACGAAGAUUGGGAUGAUUCCGAUGAUGAAUAUGACCUAGGUGGCACAGGCGUGGAAAACAUGAUGGAAUCAUUGGGAAUAGAAAUACCUUGGCUUAAGGAUGUCAAACAACUUGAGGCACCAUCUACAGUUGAAGUUUCAACAACGGCAACAGGACAACAGUCACUCGAGGCAGCUGGUGGAAUGAACGAUAUGCGCCACCCGAAAGUUCGUUGGCGACAGACCGCUGAAUGCAUAAUUUUGCACGUUGAUAUUCAAGACGUCAAAGAUUACGCUCUAAGCAUUGACAACUCUGCAAAACUUGUUUCAUUCCGAACCGUCGAUCCCGAAAAUUAUGGCUUCGACUUUACUUCCUUUGGUGGCUUAGCUCCAGCACCUGAGUUGCUCAUUUUCGGUCAUUAUGUUCAAAUCAAGCUGACCAAGAAAUCGCAAUUCAUUUGGCCGAGGAUAUUAAAAGAAGUGAUCAAAUAUCGUUGGUUGAAGGAGUGUUUGGAUUUGAAUGAAUUGACCCGUGAAGAGGAUGACGAAGGAAACAAAUUUGGAGGUGCGCUUGAACAGCCAAGGGAUGAUGAUGAUGACUGUAACGACAGUGAUACUGAAGUCAAGGAUGGAUAUUUUGACUAGUUUGUUAUUUUAAAUUUGUUUAAAUUUAAAUUUGAUUCAAAUUUGAUUUGUUUAAAACAUGUUGGCUCUAUUGAUGUUUUAAAUUAGAACUAAGUAGUUGAGAUCAAGGUAGAUAACUAUGCAAAUGUCAGCGAUUACUCUUAAUUUGUACCUUAUCAUAUUAAUUGAUCUUUUGUACUUUGGCUGAAAUUUAUACAAGACAUAGGAUUUUUAUCCUAGAAGCAAUAAAUUGUUUACCCUCA